Messenger RNA from Tetrahymena thermophila SB210, 285 nucleotides. Its product is annotated as cytoplasmic dynein light chain 2. Gene Ontology annotation, molecular function: dynein intermediate chain binding; dynein light intermediate chain binding. Gene Ontology annotation, cellular component: dynein complex. The transcript has a single exon. The record is from RefSeq and is a predicted model, not a curated record. Gene Ontology annotation, biological process: microtubule-based process. Lineage: Eukaryota; Ciliophora; Oligohymenophorea; Hymenostomatida; Tetrahymenidae.
AUGGAAAUAUCUAAAGAAGAUAAAGGAAAACCUGUCGUUAAAGCUUUAGAUAUGACAGAGGAAAUGGAAAACGAUGCCUACGAAGUAGCAAAAAAGGCUUUAGAAAAGUUUUCUAUUGAAAAAGAUAUGGCUUAGUAUAUAAAAUUAGAAUUUGAUAGAUUAUAUUCUACUAGUUGGCACUGCAUAGUUGGAAAAUAGUUUGGUUCUUACGUUUCUCAUGAUUCUAAGCAUUACAUAUAUUUUUAUAUUGGAGAAAUGUCCUUUUUAUUAUACAAAUUUGGAUGA